Molecule: messenger RNA, 990 nt
Organism: Eimeria acervulina
Lineage: Eukaryota; Apicomplexa; Conoidasida; Eucoccidiorida; Eimeriidae
Exons: 1
Coding region: 1-990 (329 amino acids)
Source: RefSeq, a predicted model, not a curated record
AUGUCUGUGUCUAGCCUGGGUGCAGCAGUACCUGCUGCUUAUGAAGAGACAGUCUCUGCUUCAGAUGGGGGCUCCGUCGACUCGCUGUUUAUUGCUGAUAUUCAUGAGCGCCGAGAAGACAAAAGGAGACAGUUAGAAGCUGAGGAGACAGACAGCGAUGAAGGAGACAGGGGUAUUAUCAACGACUUGCUGCGGCACUUCAGACAUUGCUGCGCGAGCAGAAAGAAGGGCCGCUAUGCACCUGCUGCUGCUGCUACUGCUGCUGCUUCAGCACCAUCUGCUGCUGCUGCUGCUGCUGCUUCUACCCUUGCUGCAGCAACAAAGGGACCCACACGUGCCCAAACCUACUCCGUCUCCGGCAGCAGCAGCAGCAGCAGCAGCAGCAGCAGCGCAGCACGAAGCACCUUCGUAGACAGAUAUAUGGGCGAUCUUGCACAUGUUGUUCAGUGGAGGAUCUUACUGGGGGCCCCGGGGGCCCCGGGGGCCCUAGGGGGCCCCCCUUCAUUAACAACAAAUCAGGCUGCUUGGGCUGCAUGCAGAUGGUGUGCAUGCAUAGAGAACAACGAGAAGAUGUGCAGCAAAAUGCUCUCAUAUUUGCUUCUAGCAGCAGAGCAGCAAAAAGCUGCUGUAGAUAUAUCGCAUGCAAUUAAGGAGACACCUGACUUCAAGUGUAUCCUCUUCUCAAGAAAAUUAGAGGGUAGGGGCCCCGAAGAUGUCUUAGGCGAUUUCAGUGGUUUAUAUCUCUCAAGUGCUGGUGGGGGGGCCCCCUCAGGGGGGGGGCCCCCAGGGGGGGGGCCCCCAGGGGGCCCCCUUGGGGGCCCCCUAGGGGGCCCCAGUGGGGCUGUAUAUGGUGUGUUACAAGCACCUAGAGUGGUGGGGUUGUUUGCAAGAAGGUAUGGGGAGCUUGAAGAUUUUAGUGUCUUUAAUGUGAAUCCUCUAGAGAAGGAAGGCUUCCCGCCGAGCUUUAUUGGGUUUAAAUCGUAUGUCUAA